Molecule: messenger RNA, 796 nt
Organism: Branchiostoma floridae (Florida lancelet)
Lineage: Eukaryota; Metazoa; Chordata; Leptocardii; Amphioxiformes; Branchiostomatidae
Exons: 3
Coding region: 125-634 (169 amino acids)
Source: RefSeq, a predicted model, not a curated record
UGAUUUGUCCUGGAAUGGAAAUUGAUCUUUAGCCCUUUCUGAGAAGCCUGUAGCUACGAGGUUUAGUAUAAAAAGAGAGCGUUUAUAAGUUUUGUCCUCACACGUGCAGGGAGCUCGAGAAGCCAUGAUGUUGUCGUUGAAGCUUAUUCCAGCAGUGCUAUUGGUGGUCGCUACGAUUUCCGUACAAGGCGCACCGCAUGGAGGUCUUCCGCCGCCUGACAAUCUCGAAGACAUGGCGAUGUCAUUGGUCAUGGAGGCGAUGGCCCAAGGGAUGUCUGAAGAGGAAGCUGUUGCUUAUGCUGAACAGAAGAUGAUAGAGGCGAUGUUAGAAGAUCCAUCUAUGCUCGGACCACAACCGUCCGAGCCAGAGGACUCCAACGAUGCCCCUCCUCCCGAAGUCAUGAUGAUGUUCGCAGAAGCGAUGGCCCAAGGAAUGUCUGGAGAAGAAGCUGCUGCUGAUGUUGAACAGAAGAUGAUGGACGCAAUGGAUGUAGAUCAAUCUGAAGUCGUGGCGAUGUUCGCGGAAGCGAUGGCCCAAGGUUUGUCCGAAGAAGAAGCUGCUGCUCUUGUUGAACAGAAGAUGAUGCAGAAGAUGAUGGAGGCACUGGGCGUAGAUGGACGUAACCUUCAAUGAAGGAGCAUGAGAAACAACAAAGAGAUCCAAGCUUCUCUGAACGUCGCGGGGUGGUUGUCUGAGACCUGAAGAAGUCGAGUUGUUUUUGACCUAAAAAGUAAUGCAUGUAAACUUUGUCAUCGUUAGAAGUGAUUUACAUUAUAAAAGUCAGAUGAAAAUCCA